AUGGUCAAACCCCUCACAUUCAAAGGCGACAAGCCCAAAAAACGCAAAAUCCGCACCGCAGACACCGACGCCCCAACCCCGAAAUCCCGCAAAACCACCGACCCAGAACCCGAAGACAACCCCGACGACCAAAGCUGGGUCUCCGCCGACUCACCAAGCGACAUCGCCGGCCCAGUAAUCCUAGUCCUCCCCUCCGACGACCCAACCUGCGUCGCAAGCGACGCGAUCGGAAAAGUCUUCGCCAGCAAACUCGAGAACCUCGUCUCAGGCGAUCCGGGCACCGCGGAGCCGCACGACGUGCGCCAGGUCUGGGUUGCGUCGCGGGUUGUGGGGACGGAGUCGUUCAGUUUCAAGGGCCAUCAUGGGAAAUAUCUUUCUUCCGAUUCACAUGGUAUCUUCUCUGCGACCGCUUCCGCUGUCGGCCACUACGAAUCGUUCCUUGUUAUUCCCUCGCCUGAAGUCUCGGGGACGUUCUCGUUGCAAACGCAUGGUGGGGAUGCGGAGCUUUUCCUCUGCGUGAAAGAGAAUAGCAAGGCGGCUGGGGGGGUUGAGAUUCGCGGGGAUGCGAGUGCGAUUUCGUUUGAGACGACGGUGCGCGUGCGCAUGCAGGCGCGGUUUAAGCCGAAGUUGCGGGCGACGAAGGAGAGCAAGGCUUAUGAGAAGAUCAGUAAGAAGGAGCUAGAGGGGGUUGUUGGGCGGAGUUUGAGUGAUGAGGAGGUGAGGCGGUUGAGGAAGGGGAGAAAGGAGGGGAAUUUCCAUGAGGUUUUGUUGGAUGUGAAGGUUAGCGGGAAACAUGAUAAGUGGGCUUGA
This is a messenger RNA of Penicillium paradoxum, 810 nucleotides long. RefSeq lists its product as uncharacterized. Gene Ontology annotation, cellular component: nucleolus; catalytic step 2 spliceosome; striated muscle dense body. Lineage: Eukaryota; Fungi; Ascomycota; Eurotiomycetes; Eurotiales; Aspergillaceae. The transcript is spliced from 2 exons. Bases 1 to 810 code for a protein of 269 amino acids. Gene Ontology annotation, molecular function: actin filament binding. The record is from RefSeq and is a predicted model, not a curated record.